This is a messenger RNA of Oreochromis niloticus (Nile tilapia), 645 nucleotides long. RefSeq names its product histone H4. The coding region runs from base 204 to 515 and encodes 103 amino acids. Lineage: Eukaryota; Metazoa; Chordata; Actinopteri; Cichliformes; Cichlidae. The record is from RefSeq and is a predicted model, not a curated record. Gene Ontology annotation, molecular function: structural constituent of chromatin; DNA binding; protein heterodimerization activity. The transcript has a single exon. Gene Ontology annotation, cellular component: nucleosome.
UUCAAUUCAAUUCAAUUCACAACCAGUGAUUCAAUGACGUAGUGCGCCAAGAGUUAGCUUUCCCAACCCGGAAAUGCACCUAGCCUGUGAGAAGCUGAAAUUGAGCCCAUACUUGGCUGUUCUCAACUACGUCCGCGAGACUGCUUUAAACUACGGGGCUGGCUGCUCGUUCUUCAGUAGUGUUUCUACACGGCUUCGAGAAAAUGAGUGGACGCGGAAAAGGAGGAAAGGGACUCGGGAAAGGAGGCGCCAAGCGUCACCGCAAAGUUCUUCGUGAUAACAUCCAGGGUAUUACCAAGCCCGCCAUCCGCCGUCUGGCUCGCCGUGGCGGCGUGAAGCGUAUCUCCGGUCUUAUCUACGAGGAGACCCGUGGUGUGCUCAAGGUGUUUCUUGAGAACGUGAUCCGUGACGCCGUCACCUACACGGAGCACGCCAAGAGGAAGACCGUGACCGCCAUGGACGUGGUGUACGCUCUGAAGAGGCAGGGUCGCACUCUGUAUGGUUUCGGAGGUUAAAUCCACAGCUCGACUCCCAACACAACGGCUCUUUUAAGAGCCACACAAUCCAUCUAAGAACAAAGAUGUUAUUAUACACUUCAUACUGAUUAUAAUUACAAGAAUCUUAAGGUCUCGGUUAUAGAUCUGU